AUGGAAAGAGGAAGGGAUUUUACGGACAGUGCGCCGCACACACCGGUUAGAAUGAAUUGUAUAGAGGAGGAGGAGUCUGGAAAUUCGCCGCCAGUGCUGAAUCUGUCACUUGGGGAAGAUGUGAAGGAUGAUGGGCCGGUGAAUUCUCCGUUCAAUAAUAAUAGCAGCAGUAAUAGUAAUGCGAGAUUGUCGAUGUUUGUUGCUGAUACUCCGCCUACAGGUAGGCCGAAUUCGUUUUACAACCUGCAAGGCGAGAACAGCUCAUCGAGUUCGUUGGUAGCGACGAAAGGGUUUACGUUUGGUGCGUCUUCUGGGGCAGCAGCGGGGUCUCCUGCGGUAACUGCGGCCCAAGCCCAAGGCCAAGGCCAAGCCCAAGGCCCAGGGCAAAGCCAGGAAUUCCAUUCGCAUAACAAAAGACACUCGUUCAAAUAUAUCCCGGGACCAAAACUGCCCCCAAUGUCAAGGACCAGAUCGCCAGUCAGAAAGACAAGGUCGCCUUCUCCUGAUAGAAGCAGCAAAAGAAACUCACUCUUGGUGGAGAACCCUUUCAACUUUAGCUCUUCCACUUUGCAACCCCCUCUACUCUCAUCAUCCUCUACUAUCACGACGGCCAAUAACUCAUCUUCAAGCGCAGGUGCCAAUCCAAACGGAGGCGGAAGCCGGAGUGCGAUGUUUCGUAAAGGUCAUCGUUACAAGCAUUCUUCCGUGUCCAUGAACUUCUUCCAAGAACCAGAAGUCAAGGAACCUCUAAACAUUAUCAAAUCUCUACCAGUACCCGAUUUCAAAGACCUCAGAAACAACUUGACGUGGCCCAAAACACAUAUUCAGAUUUUCAUAUGCGUGGUAGAACUCUUGGUCUCACUGUUUGUAUUUCAACUAGGCCAAGUGAAGGAGUGGAAAUCGCUCUCUACACUCUCGCAUUUCCUCUCAUACGAUGUACUCGGAGGUAUAUUCGCCAUUCUCACAGAGCUCCUUUCUAAGUUCGAAAUCUGGAAAACGGGUACUAUCACAUUGCCCUUUGGGUUAAACAGAAUUGAUGUGCUUUUGUCAUUUGCAUUCGCAAUUUCAAUAUGUUUCGCAGGCCUCGAUUUAAUAUUUCAUGUCCUUGAAGAAAUAGCCGUUUUAUUCGCUGAAAAUAGCACAUCUUCUGAUUACCAUAAGGAAAUCAACGAAAAAAUCCCACAUUCUCACCACACACAUGUCCAUGAAGAUCAACUACUGCAAUGGUAUUCCAUAAUAGGCCUAGCUGCCUUUAUUUCGUCGUUGUCGUACCAUUUCAUUUUUAAAUCAACGCAAUAUAAAAUAAAGAGUUCGUUGAUCACUUUGUCAUAUUUAUUGUACAUGUCUCUCUACCCCAUAUUAUCCCACUAUCACAGAGGAUGGGAUAUGAUAGCAACAACACUUAUGUCUACUUUUAUCUCAAGUUAUGGUAUUAAAGUUGCCAAGUGGACUUCUACCAUUUUAUUAAUGGGAUUUUCGACUACAUCACUUAACGACUCCUUCAUUGCCGAUGCAAAUAUUCCUGAUUCCAAGACUAACGAUGUGUCUGAAAAAAUGAUCCUGAAAAGAUCAUUAUCUGUAUCAGCAUCUACGUCACAUGCAACACCAGAAGUCGCUGCUCAAAAUACCUUGACUCCUACUCAAUUGAAUCCGAUGUUUGUUAAAUCAAAAAUAUAUGAUUCAAUACUAUCAUUACCAAUUUUCAAAAACACAUGCUCUCUCAAGAACCAAGACCUUUUAAUAUCCAAAGUCAAUUUCCAACUAUUUAUAGUUAUUAUGAGAAUUGAAAUGAAAAAUGGUUCCAACGAGGAGGAGCUCGAACUCAGGAUUGCAGUUGAUAAAUUGAUAAGAGAGUAUUUACCAAACGUAGAGACCACCAUAGAGAUAGAAAGGAUGUAG
Kluyveromyces marxianus DMKU3-1042 is the source of this 1899-nucleotide messenger RNA. It is a transcript of the gene ZRG17, whose product is annotated as Zn(2+) transporter ZRG17. The transcript has a single exon. The coding region runs from base 1 to 1899 and encodes 632 amino acids. NCBI's taxonomy places the organism in Eukaryota, Fungi, Ascomycota, Saccharomycetes, Saccharomycetales, Saccharomycetaceae. The record is from RefSeq and is a predicted model, not a curated record.